UUCGGGAAGGUAUUUUCUUCCUCUUCUUUCGCCUAGCUCAAGUUGUCUAUUGUUCUAGUUCUAGUUUUAGCAGCUGUCAUGGGACGAUCAACAAUGCUGUUCCUCACAUUGAAUUUUUAAUUUGUAACAACAAAAAUACCGACAUGUUCCAAGAUUCCGAAGAUUUUAAGCUUAAGCGCAAGCGGCAAAUAGAUACACUGAAGAUUUUUAACGAUAAUGUUCAGGAGUUACAACCAGGAGUCGAAUACAGGGUUGAAUUUUGGGCUGAAAGUCGUCGUAUGGCUAUUUUGGUGCAGCUUGGUCCAGAUUUUCCUUUAGAAAAACCUGUUCUAUUAGUUUCUCCCAAUGUAGGUCACUCAUGGGUGGACCAUUGUGGGCGAAUCACUGCUGCUCCUGGACUUGUAAAUUUCACCCAACAUUCAGACCUUGGUAGAGUGGUGCAUGCUAUUGUCCGAGAAUUUGAGCUGAGACCCCCAGCAUGGAUAGGAGACAGCACAAGCUCAACUAUAGUUACUAAUGCUCCAAAUGAAGCUAAUUCACAAGCACAAGCACCUUCUUCUACUCAACCACUGCAGCAAACACAGUUACAACAAAUGAUAUUUCCAGAAUUAGCUGAACUAAGUGUGAGUGAGCUUCAAGCACUUAUGGAUAACCAAGAUCGUAGGAAUGAAUUUCUUGAGCAGCUACCUGUGUCCCGUGAGUUGGAUGAACAGCUUGAUCAACUUAUGACAACUGUUGAAAAUUUGGCCAAAGAGAAUCUGGAGAAACAAUCAAAGCUAAAUGAGUCACAUUCAGCCUGUGAAGAACGUAGACAGAUUUUGAAUGAGGUUCAUUCUUCAUAUGAGGAGUUAGGAGUUCAUUUUCAGCGUUUAGCAGAUCGCCGGACGCCAGCAAGUAUUAGGGAAAGUCUACGAGCAGCAACUCUCCAUGCCGAUGAGCAAAGUGAACGCGUGGCUGAGCAUUUCCUCUCUGGUGAAAUGAACCUGGAUCAAUUUUUGGUAGACUAUGUAAAUAAGCGCAUGAUGAGCCACAUUCGAAGAAUGAAAGAAGAAAAACUAAGUCAACAACUCCGUGAUUUACUUAGGGCAGGAUAUUGAUAUUAUACUUUUAAAAUGGGUUUUCGAUUUGAUCAAUGAAUUUCAAGGCAUCAAUUAUAUUUGUUUUACAGUUAUUUAUUA
Thrips palmi is the source of this 1178-nucleotide messenger RNA. RefSeq names its product vacuolar protein sorting-associated protein 37A (gene Vsp37A). The record is from RefSeq and is a predicted model, not a curated record. Gene Ontology annotation, biological process: protein targeting to vacuole; protein targeting to membrane; ubiquitin-dependent protein catabolic process via the multivesicular body sorting pathway. NCBI's taxonomy places the organism in Eukaryota, Metazoa, Arthropoda, Insecta, Thysanoptera, Thripidae. Bases 144 to 1097 code for a protein of 317 amino acids. The transcript is spliced from 8 exons. Gene Ontology annotation, cellular component: ESCRT I complex.